Molecule: messenger RNA, 753 nt
Organism: Tigriopus californicus
Lineage: Eukaryota; Metazoa; Arthropoda; Copepoda; Harpacticoida; Harpacticidae
Gene: crim
Biological process (GO): positive regulation of voltage-gated potassium channel activity; sleep; regulation of synaptic transmission, cholinergic
Source: RefSeq, a predicted model, not a curated record
AAUAGGCCCACCCCUGUAGAAAAGUAUGAACUAUGAACUAUGAAACCCCUAUCCUUUUCUGCGGAACAUCUUCUAAUCAGAGUCCACUCCAACCUUGUCUCUCCUGAGAAGUGAUUGCCUUUCAAGCGCUCUUUUUUUCACCUGUGAGUCCCGUCCGGUUGGAAGCCAACUUCACAGUUGCUUGCAGUAUGCUACAACCCUGUAACGAACUUGCGGCUAAGCAGAGCAAAAUAGUACCUGGAUGGAUUCAUUGGUUUGUAGCUCUCUCCUGAAGAAGGAUCAGUUUGUUUUGCUUUGAAAGCCCGAAUCACGCCUCGCCCAUCAGGAUUCACUAGACUAGGGAAUAAAGUUUUAUUGCGAAAAAGAGGCCUUCAAUACCAUCACCAUGGGCAUUAAAACUUUCUUUGCCAUUGUGUGCAUCUGCAUGAUACGACUAGGGUCGUCGUUCAAAACUGGAUUCGAAUCGGGUUUAAUAUGUUAUCAGUGUGUGGGAACUCAUCCUGGUUGUGGUUUACACGACUUCGAUUGGCGAUGGUAUUGGGGCAAGAUCUGUCCGAGAUCGGACGACAGAUGUGUCAAACUGAUUGAGAGAAAAGGGUCGAAUGUGGUCGUUACUCGUGAUUGUUUGAGUAAUCUUGAAGGAUUCCGGACCGAUAUUCCGGCUGACAAAUAUGAAGGAUGCCGAGCCAAAUCCAAGGAUGUCAAACUUGGACAAUAUACGUUCAACAGAAUCAAAGAAUUGGAUACCAAAAG